Messenger RNA from Phaeodactylum tricornutum CCAP 1055/1, 3597 nucleotides. RefSeq lists its product with no specific name. NCBI's taxonomy places the organism in Eukaryota, Bacillariophyta, Bacillariophyceae, Surirellales, Neidiaceae. The coding region runs from base 1 to 3597 and encodes 1198 amino acids. The transcript has a single exon. The record is from RefSeq and is a predicted model, not a curated record. Gene Ontology annotation, biological process: regulation of transcription by RNA polymerase II; negative regulation of G1/S transition of mitotic cell cycle; cell differentiation. Gene Ontology annotation, cellular component: transcription regulator complex; chromatin; nucleus. Gene Ontology annotation, molecular function: RNA polymerase II transcription regulatory region sequence-specific DNA binding.
AUGGCUUCGCUAAAGAAGAAAUCGCUCUCGGAGGCUUCUAAUUCCAGUGCACUCACGCCAGCCUUGCGGGAUACCUGCGUACGAUUGAUGCGUGUGGAUAAGGACGUCUUUCAAGAAGUACACGGUUUCUUGCAGGUCAACUCCGGUAUGAGCAGAACCGACGAAAGAGAAAAAAACCACGGAUCUUUAUUUGGCAACAGUGCGAUGUCCGCUGAACCGUCAGUACCUUCGUUGCCGCACGAAAUCAGUUCGACGUAUCCACUAUCGCCGGGAGGAGAAAUUGCCGCCGCCUUAUUGCUGUCUCGGCUUAUUCUCACUUUCGAACAACGACACUCAAAUCAACCCGCUGCGACUCUUCCUGCUGCGACAACUCCUCCUCCUCCUCCUCAAAAGGAAUCGAAGAAGGCUAAUCCGCCUCCCAGAAAUAUACCAGAAGCUUCUGGUGCCAUCAUCGUGCCCACAGCACCUGAACCACCAGUGGGAGCAAGUAUCACAACACCCAACGUUAUUCUGAAUCUUACAGCCGCUUCUACUUCACCCAACUGCUUCAGUAAAAAAUCACCAAUCUUUUCUAAUGAUAAAGGAUUGGCAGGAACUAUCCCGCCGGCUAGAUUGAAGUUGUCCCCCAAUGUGGUGAGGUGUUUGAGCCAUGCCGCUACCGAUCUCGGCCUUGUGUACGAAGUGUUGCCCCCACGAUUGGCAACCUGGUCUGUGAUACAAAUUGUUGGGUACGUCAUGAAUUGGUUGCAAGCAUCACGGACCGAAUUGGAAGGAACAUUGGCCCAAAAGGAUGCGACAGGAUGGAUUAGGAAGUUACACUUACUGUGGGACAAGGUUCUGCCAUCGGGGGAUCACGAUAAGUUUCACUUUUUUGCAACCCAAGUGUUAGCUUGGAUGUCGAACCGUAUCGUGGCAACUUUAGAAGCUUACUACGAUUUUUGUUUUAUCUGGGACCGUGUUAUUGCGCCCCGACCCUCAUUGGUUCGUUUACUCGAGUCUCUUAAUCUAUCACCCUAUAUUGCCGGUUUAGACGACGAGCGUGAUGAAGAUAGUGAUGACGAUGGACCGUGGUCACCUUCUCAACUGGAACGUGUUCAGCUUUUAGUGUGGAUGUUUUCCUGUGCCGGGGCCGCCUCGUUGCAAUCGCGGGACAUAAGUUCAGAUACCCCGGUUUCGCGUCGGCAACGCCUCGUGCUGAGUGCUGCAGCGAUUUUACUUUUCGUAUCUCUACCUUGUUUAUCUCCGACUAACGACAUGGACGACCCUGUUGUUCUUGAUGAGGUGGUCAUUGAAAUACCCAUUGAAAGCAACGGCGAGAAUAGUCUUGAACCAUCAGAGUCAAAAAAGCGCAAACUCCUGGACAAUCCGGCACAACGUGCCGUGGACGCCAUCCUGACACAUGCGAUUAGCGGUGCUAAGAUGGAUCUUUGGAGAGCUGUGUUGGACACCGUUAAUGUUGAAGCCGCCUUCACCAGAUGGGCAACCGUGGGUCCGCGCAAGAUGGGUCAGGAUGUGGAUUCGGAUGAAUUAAUGUCGCAAAUUGAAUUUUUACAGCUGCAUCUUGUUGCUGGUUUUAACAAUGUGCUUUCUAGUCCGCCGCCAAUGACACAGAUCUUUUCUGGUACGGAGCAGGACCCGCCACCGAUGUCAAACUCAUUAUUUUUAAAAAACUUGAGAGUAAGUUUUCCACGACCUCGAGCGCUCAUAUGGUAUUUGCCCACGAUCUUGAAUGUCUUUUACGAAAAGGCAGUGUUGCAUAUAUUCCAACGGGGAAAAGUUCGUGUAGAAUCCGUGGCGUACUUGGAUGAGGCUUCGUUGAUUGAGAACAGUAGAAGCAACGGUACCUUGGAACACUUAUGUCCCCGAUUGGAUCGAGUGGUGAAUGAAGAGGAACAUCAGUUUACAGCUGUGGCGGCACAAGACAGAUCGACCUAUACAGAUGCUCCGGCCAUGAUGGAAGCAAAGUUGUCGGAUUCUCUUAUCCUACCGAGAUUUGUUACACCAACCACAGUGACCGACUCAAUGGAAUUGAACGAAUGGUCCGUUUCGCUGUUGUGCUUGGAUGUUGUGAAACCAAGUACUAAACUCAGCGUCUUACUAGAGGAAUCGAUUCGAUCGCCUGAUAGCAAGCAAGCUUGGCCCGACAUUGUCCUUCCCGUUCUCAACAAAACGCUCUUGCGUUUGACUAAAGAGAACUUGGCUGAAAAGCGAUCGCGAGUCGCCCCAGUGGUGGUAGCAAUGCAGCCGGAAGCUGGUGUCUUUCAAGUUCAAGGCGAUUUGACGGCCGACAAAGAAUUGUGUAAGGCAGUGACAGCUUUGUACUAUCAUGCGUUGGAAGCUAUUUUAUACAACGAGAGCAAACGGCUAAAGACUAAGGCUCACCCAAGAUUGGUCUUGGACGAUGUCUUUCACCGUUCAAUAUUGGCUUGUUGCAUAAACGCAACCAUCCAUGCAGUUGGUGCAACGCAGAAGCUCCAGCCGAGUCCGUCGUUACAAGGUCUCCAAGUGUUUGCAAUCAUGCAGAUGACUGACAUCAAUCCAGCCGAGUACGUCAAAAUUUCAGAAUCCUUUGUUCGGGCUUUGACGACAGAUACUGCUCGUGGACAUUUAGGUUCGCCGUUGAUAUUUGCGCUACCUGCGCUCGUGAGGAAAUAUAUGCAAGCGACUGAACUGAAAAUACUUGAUUCAUUAAUUUGGGUACGCGAUCCCAAGUUUGAAGAUACAUUUCCAGAUCAGAUCGAAGAACUAAAGGAAAAGUCGCGGAAGGGGGAUGUUUGCCUAUGGCCGCCACAAGUUUUGGCACCCGUCUUGAAGGAAGAGCUAUAUGACCUAACUCAGGGUGAAACCAAAAAGCCGAUAUACCCUUCGACAGAGCACAGCGACUACACUGAUUACAAGACAGCUUCGUACAUUGUGCGCAAAAUACUAAAGAUUUCCUUUCACCGAAUUCAAAUCAUAUGCAAGGAACUCGCGAUCCCUUCCAUCUUGCCAAUUGUGACUCAGAUUUGGGUUACCUUUCGGUACUUUCUUCGGAACAAUGUGCAUUUACUGUACGAUAGACAUUUGGAUCACUGGAUUCUGUGUGCUGUGUACGGUAUCACGAAGACGGUCCGCUACAAACCAGAAAUUACGUUCGCUCGCAUAAUCGACGCAUAUGUCACGGUGCGAGGUCGGGAACUCGGAGAUGUGACGUGCCAACGAAUUGUACGGCAUAUCAAAGUUAACCCAGACAAGGCCGCGACUGAGGUUGGCAACGUCAUUCUACUAUACAACCGAAUUUUCGUUCCCUCGAUGAAAGCGCAUUUGCUAAAGAGCAAGUCUCUUAAAGUACGCACAAGCGAGAUUGUCAAAGUCCUGGAAAUGGAUGUGGAGGCACCACCGAGAAAAUCACAGAAAACUUCAGCAACGAUGUCUCAGUCUCCGACUCCGCAUGCUCUGCUACACUUUGGAAAGAUGGAUGCGAAAGCGCUUUUAACAGCAAACGAAGCAAGCUCAUGGAUAAGUGUGGACAAGGGAAGUCCUCCGAUAAUAGCAGCCGAAGCACAUGGGAACAAAAAGGAGCCUGAGGGUUCACGCGAAAUUCGUUUACAUUCGUAA